Molecule: messenger RNA, 4178 nt
Organism: Biomphalaria glabrata
Lineage: Eukaryota; Metazoa; Mollusca; Gastropoda; Planorbidae
Product: nicotinate-nucleotide pyrophosphorylase [carboxylating]-like
Exons: 5
Coding region: 202-1158 (318 amino acids)
Biological process (GO): quinolinate catabolic process; NAD+ biosynthetic process
Cellular component (GO): cytoplasm
Molecular function (GO): nicotinate-nucleotide diphosphorylase (carboxylating) activity
Source: RefSeq, a predicted model, not a curated record
AUUUGAUCUAUUAGAUUGUAGAUCCAGUGUGAUCUACUCAUAUCUGUUUUUUUUCGAAGCAAAGGCCCCAAAGCAUAGCAUCUAGAUCUAGUUAGAUUUUUAUGCCCUAGACGGGCUAGCCCAAACCUCCAUCAGGAUCUGAUGGACAUCCAUCAAAUGACCAGGCAACCAUCCCAUGUAUCAUUUAUCUUCCUAAAGUAAAUGGAUUCUGUAAAACAGAAACCUUCGCACUAUGAAGAAGCAAUACUUAAUAAGAUUUGCAUUCAACACUAUCACCACAUACUGACCCCCAUUAGCCUCCAACAUUUAGCACGAGAAUGGCUCAAAGAGGAUGUACCUAGCUUUGAUUAUGCUGGGUUUGUAGUGGGGGAAAAACAAGAAACAGCUGUACUACUCCUGAAAGAAGCUGGAGUUUUAGCAGGAAGGCCUUUUGUAGAUGCAAUUUUCAAAGAACUUGACUGCGUCAUUGUUUGGCAUGCUCAAGAGGGGGAUUACAUUGAACCUGUGAAGCAAAUCGCUACUGUGACAGGGAAAGUCAGACAUCUGUUGCUUGGUGAGAGGGUUGCAUUAAACUGCAUUACUAGAGCUAGUGGUAUAGCUACCAUUGCAAGGCGACUAGCUCAAAAAGCUAAGGCUUGUGGUUGGAAAGGAGAAGUUGCUGGGACAAGGAAGACAACGCCGGGAUUUCGACUGGUAGAAAAAUAUGCUCUUGUUGUAGGAGGGGUCUCAACUCAUCGCCACGAUCUUUCAUCAAUGGUUAUGCUUAAAGACAAUCACAUCUGGACAGCUGGUAGCAUUACUCAGGCUGUUAGAGAUGCGAAAGUGGUUGGAGGUUUUUCUCUCAAAAUUGAAGUCGAGUGUCGCAGUCUAGAAGAAGCCAUGGAAGCAGCUGAAGCUGGGGCAGACAUUGUUAUGCUUGAUAAUUUUUCAUCAGAGUCAGCCGAAAAGGCAUCCAAAGAACUAAAGUUAGCCUUCCCCAAGCUGCUGAUAGAGAUUAGCGGAGGAAUAACUGAAGAAAACCUGACAGAGUUCUGCCUUCCUGAGGUGGAUGUGAUCUCCCUUGGAAAAUUAACUCAAGGCUACACCACUAUUGACAUGUCCUUCAAAAUCAAUAAAGCUGGUAAAGAUCUCAGCAACCCUACAGUGCUCAGUGUAUGAUUAAACAGGAACUAGGAUCUUUUAGGUUUGCAGGUUGAAAGAUUUUUUUUUACUAAUUUGAUAUGACAGAAUGAAGGACUCUUUUCAUUACAAUGUAUUUGUGAAUUUUUGAGUAAAACGCUUUCAUAAGAUCCUCAUUUGUUCCCCUGCCCCCCUUUCCUCUUCUCUCUUUGCCUUGUUAAAAUUAAAUUGCUAUUUGACAUAAAAAUGGAGAAAAAAUAAUAUUUUGAGUAGCAAAUGUGGCAAUGCCAACUUGGUUGAUGUAUGACAGUUAUUUAAUUACUGCCCUCAGUAACUGUAAAUAAUGUGCUGGUAAUUAUUUUUUUUAAUUCUUGAAUUCUUGUUAACUUAUUGUGAACUUGGUGGCCAAGUUAAGCUUGGUACUUCUGUACUAAGCAUCUCAAGUUUGAAUCCUUGUUGAGUUUCGGCCAUCUAAAAGCACUUUUUUUAGAGGCAUGGUGGCUGAGUGGUAAAGCGCUUGGCUUUCAAACUGAGGGGUCCCAGGUUUGUUGAGUUUCGGCCAUCUAAAAGCACUUUUUUUAGAGGCGUGGUGGCUGAGUGGUAAAGCGCUUGGCUUUCAAACUGAGGGGUCCCAGGUUUGUUGAGUUUCGGCCAUCUUAAAGCACUUUUUUUAGAGGCGUGGUGGCUGAGUGGUAAAGCGAUUGGCUUUCAAACUGAGGGGUCGCAGGUUUGAAUCCUGGUGAAGACUGGAAUUUUUAAUUUUGGGACCUUCAGAUUCCCCUGGGUCCACCCAGCUCAUAAGGGUGCCUGACAUUAGUUGGGGAAAAGUAAAGGUGGUUGGUUGUUGUUCUGGCCACAUGAUACCCUCAUUAACCAUGGGCCACAGAAACAGAUGACCUUUACAUCAUCUGCCCCAUAGAUCGCAAGGUCUGAAAGAGGAACAUUACUUUACUUUAUCAGCAUUUUUUAGUGAUGGUAAUUAAAUCUUCCAGAGUUUUCUGCAUCACACAAUGAUUCUGAUUAUGGAUCAUCUCAUAGAAAUGAGGCGAAAGCUUGGGCAUUAGCUAUGGUUGUAGGGAUUUCACCCACACAGCAGUUCCCCGUCUCCAAUCAGUUGAUGUAUCCAAGGGAACAGCAGAUGCCUAUACAGUCUUGGAACAGUGGCGUCACAAGUUAUGCCUGUUCCUGAUUUUUCCUUAGGGUUAACUCAUGAAAUUUUUCUCAUGUUUGUGUAUAGCCGAAAGUCAACAGAGGUUCAGGGUUUUCCUUAUAACUUAUUUAGUAAGAAAACAAUUCUGCAUUUGAAAUAUUUUCUUCCAAAAUAUUGUUGGCAACAUUUUUUCAUUUAUGUAGCAAAGAUUUUUUUUUACUCACCACUAUAUCUUUAAACAUUUAACUCCUGAUGUUCUAUUCAGCAUCAGCAAGAAGUGUAUGAUAAUAUUGCACUUGAAAAUAAAUAAUACUGACCCAAGAAACAGUAAGCCAGAAAAGCUAGUUACUUGUUUUGGUAAAGAUAAAGCAAGAAAAGUAAUUUUAGCCAUUUUAAUAGUUAAUUUUUUAUGUUUAGUUUUUAACUUCUAUUUCUUCAGUUUGUUUUUCAAUGCAAUAAAAAUGAAAAAAAAUAAUGAGGUACUUUGUGAAAUUCCAAUUUAGUCAAAAACUACUCCCUAAACAAAACCAAAUGUACGAUUAUUUUUUUUUUAUUAACAGAAGUUCUUGUAUGUUUUAGCCAGUUGAAAAGUAAUGUAAAUCUCUUUAUGAAAGCACAUAUCUUAUAUAUAUCUUAUAUUAUCUCAUCAUCAUCAAUUAUCACACAUGCUGUAAUUUAAAAUGUGGCAGGCUUUUUUUUUUCAAAUCAUUAGCAUUUUAAAUGUAAGAAUCUGUUUUUUUAAUUUUAAAUGUCUGUAAAAAUGUUGUGUUUUUUUUAGUGUGGUUUUGUUGAAUCAAAAUUAAUGUCUUUUUUUAAAUUUGAAUUAUUAUUAGAACAGUCUUCUUAUGCAAUUAAAAGCCUACUUUGAGAAAUUAUAUUUAAAAAGAUACAUGUUUAUUGGAUAAAGAUUGUUUUAACUUUGAAUCAGUUAUGCACAUCAGUAGAUAUUAUUUAUUUAUUAUUGAUUUGAUCUCAUUAGUACUUCAUGCAAGAGUUAUCCCAGAUGUGAUCCUGUAUGUGUGAGUGAUCAACAGAGAUCAUCCCAUGAGCAAAGCCUUGGACAUCAUUAAGUCCAUUCCAAUUGUCUCCCCUGCCCAAGAUAUUCUAGUAGCCUUUGAAAAAGUUGUAAUCCUAAUUUGAUCAAACUCAAAUGUUUUCAGCCCCAGUCUCUAUGCUACACACUUCACAACACACAUGCACUUCCUGACAUAAAGAACAACCAUUCAAGAAUGAAGACAAGAUAAAAAGUUGCACUUGCAGCUUGAUUCUGUCACAUUGUUCUAGUUAUUUGGACAUUACAUUUACCUUGACAUUGUUUGCUAAUCUGCUCAACUUUAGUGGUCACUUAUUAGAAUACACAACAAGGCUGAUGACUUCUGACCUGUACAAUUCACAAAGCAUCACAAAUUUUUUUUUUUAAUUUACAUUAUUUGCAAAACACAAACCAGACUGUCUGCACCAUAAUGUCUUUCCAGUAAUGUUUCUUUUGUUUAUUAUGCCAGUCAAUUUAAUCUCUACUCAAUUGUCACAUUUCAGCCAGUAUUAUCUGAUUAUCUGGCCAGGAUAGAAUGUAUGUGUAACUCAUUUUUUUUUAAAUAUGCAUUUAGAGAUAUUUUAUUCAUAGGUAGUUUACACCUGUAGAAACUUUACAUAAUUUUUAGAGGGGGGGGGGGAGAAAAAAAAAAGCAUUUCUAUUUUACGCCUCAUGCAUUUCAUAUAUAUAUAUUAUUUUUUGACUAAAAUAAACCCAGCUUAUACUAUCUUGUGUAUACUGUUUGCCUAAAUAUUCAAUACAGUGCAAGGUGAGUCUCAGUAGCAAGAUAAUGUCUAAUAUUAUUUUUAUUUCAUCUAACAUUUUUUAUCCAACAACACAAACAACAUAGUAACUUACAAUGUUGAGCUUGAUGUG